CAUAGCUUCAAUGUUCACACAGCUCCAGCUUACCUAUUACACUUUUUCAUCUUUCAAUAUCUCUUCUCACACAACAAACCGUGAUUUGGGUAUUCCAACUUUCAGAUAUGGAUGUCUCUUCACAAGUAGUAGAACAGCCAUUUCCGGCUCAGUCCAAAUCUACCAUUGGGCCUAUUGACGAUAUCCCUACAGAAGCUUCUGUUCUAUAUUUCUCAGACAAGAUUCUUGUUACCCUAUCCCAAGAAGGCAGACUAUCACAAUGGAUACAAAUACCACUCUCAGCGCCUUCACCUGCUACAGUAAACAUGGCUCUAGCAAACAAUAAUCUGCUACCUCUGUCUCAUUUGACGCCAAAGACAUUACUUGGUGGUGGUGGAGAAGAGCGUGAAUCUUUGGCCCAACUAUACGCUGUCCAGAUUGCCAGUCACAUUGCCAGGCGAGACUCAGAUGAGAGUCGCACUCUUGUCGUGGGACUUGGUCUCAAAACCCUCAAGCCUGACCGCGAUUCAUUCUUCGAUGUCAUUGAACUCAUUCAAAAGGCCUUGUAACUUGGCUUGAUAAAAAGCAGUUGGCCGAAUCAGAAUGUAAACCA
Molecule: messenger RNA, 592 nt
Organism: Hypoxylon fragiforme
Lineage: Eukaryota; Fungi; Ascomycota; Sordariomycetes; Xylariales; Hypoxylaceae
Exons: 2
Coding region: 108-548 (146 amino acids)
Biological process (GO): proteasome assembly
Source: RefSeq, a predicted model, not a curated record